Vigna umbellata (rice bean) is the source of this 551-nucleotide messenger RNA. The record is from RefSeq and is a predicted model, not a curated record. Lineage: Eukaryota; Viridiplantae; Streptophyta; Magnoliopsida; Fabales; Fabaceae.
AUGAAGUUUCAAUUUCUUGAAGGUGUGGCCUCCGUGAGGCCUAUUAUUCAGACAAAGUGCCUGAGGAUUGCACCUACAGGGCGUAGUUUUGUUGCAGCAACAACUGAGGGAGUUUUGGUUUAUUCUGUUGAUGAAUCAUUCAUAUUUGAUCCAACUGACCUUGACAUAAAUGUUACACCAGAGGCUGUUGAAGAAGCUCUUCGUGAAAAUCAACCAAGUAAAGCCUUGAUCCUUAGCCUUCGCUUGAAUGAGGAUUCCUUCAUUAAAAAAUGUAUAUUUGCGGUUAGUCCAGCAGAUAUUCCUGCAGUUGCCACGUCAAUCCCUUACAAAUAUCUCCAACGAUUAGUGGAGGCACUUGCAGAUCUCUUAGAAAACUGCCCACAUUUGGAAUUUAUACUUAGAUGGUGUCAGGAGCUCUGCAAGGCCCAUGGGAAUUCUAUUCAGCAGAACUCUCGCAAUCUGUUACCAUCAUUAAAAUCUUUGCAGAAAGCAAUCACUAAAAUUCAUCAGGAUCUAUCAGAUACAUGUUCCUCCAACGAAUAUAUGCUGCG